Messenger RNA from Stegastes partitus (bicolor damselfish), 6870 nucleotides. Its product is annotated as hornerin. NCBI's taxonomy places the organism in Eukaryota, Metazoa, Chordata, Actinopteri, Pomacentridae. Gene Ontology annotation, cellular component: nucleus. Gene Ontology annotation, molecular function: RNA polymerase II cis-regulatory region sequence-specific DNA binding; DNA-binding transcription activator activity, RNA polymerase II-specific. Gene Ontology annotation, biological process: regulation of transcription by RNA polymerase II. The transcript is spliced from 3 exons. The record is from RefSeq and is a predicted model, not a curated record. Bases 931 to 5634 code for a protein of 1567 amino acids.
UGAGCCCCGCUGCCGCUACCCGGAACCAUUAGCAGGGCCGGAAAGGACCAAUGUUCAGGGAGCACACGUCACUCACUUUUACCCAAAAAUAUUCCCAGCGACCGUCCAAAGCUCCCUCCGCCGAACCGACGUCCGAGCCGCGGCUCCCGGUCAGCGCGCACUGAGAUGGAGAGCGGGCGGCCGCCGUGUGCGGUCCCGGCGGGCAGCGGAACCGGAGCUCACCCCGCUCAGCAUCAGUGAAAAUGGCUCCGGCUAACGACUGGAAAACAGCACGCAGAAAUGGAAGCGGACGGCAGCUAGCUCGGCUCGGCGGCUAGAAGAAGAAGAAGAAGAAGAAGAAGAAGAAGGCGUGACAGGCCGCAUCCAGCCGCCGGCGCAGCCCCGCAACCGGAGCCCAAGGAUUUACAUUAAAAUGAGCGGCAGCCACACAUGCGAUAGAUGGUGUUCACUCCCCUCCGGCUCCAUCACUCCGACCACAGGAAACGCUAUAGGAACUUCUCGGCUGAACACGGAUGAGGAAUCUUGCUUAGGAAAAUGUCAUCGCAGUAAUUCUCAAAGGAAACAAGAAGAAGUUGUUUGAACUGCUUCUCGAUAGAAAAAAAACUAUUCUGAGCAAUUUUGAAAUUAGGUGGAGCUCAUCUGCCUGCCAAAAAGACUUUGUUUUUUACCCUUUGAUCAUCAGCUUAUCAUCGCAGCUGCCCCACUCGUUUUGGAAGUAGAGUGCGGGCGGUGGAUGAUCAACAGGGAGUAGCAGCGCCAGACGUAAACAAUCUGGAAAGACGAACUUAAGAUUUAAGCCGUCAGCUAAAAAGUUCUGGACUAAAACGACAGUAGCGUAGCCUUCACCCUUAGGGUAAAGUUUGGAUCAUUGCUGCCGCUCCUAUCGCUGGAGGUUUGGCGCCUGCACCCCCAUGUGCCAGUGAGUGGGAAAUGUUCCAAUUUGGAAAAUACAAUCUGGACAUUAUAGAGAUGUUAAGUGGGCACCAGGCCCACCAGUUCAAAGGCCUUGGUUUAGAUCGACAGCUACAGCAUCAGCAGCAAGUGCAACUUCACCAGCAUCAACUCCAGCAGCAGCAGCAGCAGCAGGCUGAGUCAUCUGGAGCUCUUCUGUCUGGACUUGGCUUGGGCCCCCUGCAGGGGUCUAGAGGUAACGCCUUUUCUGAUUCUGCCUCCAUUUUUGCCAAGAUGAGUGCCCCUCCUCCCCCACCUUUACAACAACAGCCUUCCUCAUCUCAGAGCUCUCGUUCAAAGUCAAGCAAGAUGAGCAGCAGCAGCUCAAGCCAUUCUUCAGGCUACCCACAGUUCCUGCGCUCUUUCCACCCGUCUGAGGCAGCACUAGCACAGGAGCAGUUACAUCCAGGUGUAGGCCGCUUUGAGCACUUUGCUGGGGGAAGUAGCAGUAGUGGGAGCGCUGGGGGAUUAGGAGGAUUAGUAACAUCAGCACCUCCACCCCCACCUCCUCUGCAUCCCGGCCUGUCUGUCCCCCAAGCAUCACCUGGCCCCUCCUCUUCCUCUCCUUCCCCUUCAACCUCCGUGGCCACCUCUAACAACCCUUCUAGCAGCAGUGCAGUCAGCUCGCUGGGGCACCAGUUGGUUGGGGCUCAGUCUGAUGCACGGAGCCUUCACCAACAGUUUAGUUGCAUGUUAGCCGCUAAUCAGUAUUUCCUUUCCGGGGUGCCUGCUAACGCUAGCUUAGAGCAGUUUCUGGUGCAGCAGGGAACCCAUAACCACUUAGGGAUCGGGCUGAGUCAAACAGGGGGGGAGCCCAGCAGUAGCCUCGCUCCGCCUCCUGCUUUGCAUUCGUCUCAUUCUCAUGGCCACUCCACCCCCCAGCCCCAGCAGGCUCCACAGCAGCCCCCCCAGCAGCAGCAGCUUCCACCUCACGCCCUGUCCCAUCCUCACUCUCAUUCCCACCCUCACCACCCUCUCCACCCGGGCUCCCAGCCCUCAUCACUGGGCGGCUUUGACUUCCAGGGCAUUCCUGUGCUCUCGUCAAAUCAGAUAGCGUCUCUGAUGCAACAGGAGGCGGGUCUUCCCCUCCCCUUGCCGUUGCACUUAUCCUUAUCUAAGGAUGACGGUAAAGGGGAGAACAGCGGAGGCGGGAGUAGUAGUGGCAGCAGUAGCAGCAGGAGGAAGAAAGCGAUGGCCGGCUAUUUGCCUCAGAGAAAAUCCGAUAGCAGUAGUAACAGCAGUAGCGGCCACGGCCACGGCAGCCACGGCGGCAACCCCACCGCGAGUAGUAACGGAGGGCUUAGUCACGGUCAGCCUCCAGCUUUAAUUGGGAGUGGGGUGGGUAUGUCAAACAUGGGUGGAGACCCGUCAUCCCUUCUCGCCUCAUCAUCCUCAUCCUCAUCAGUAGUAUCUUCCUCCUCCUCCUCUGCUCCCUCUUCCACUGCUGCCUCAGUACUGGUUACUAACGAUUCCCACCUUUCUAAAUCUGAUAACCAGAGCUCAAUGCAAGCCAACGCCGCAGAGUCCGAUUCAGAGCCCGUUUAUAGCUGCGGAGAGUGUGGCAAAAGCUUCCCUCACCUCUCGAGCCUUCGCAGGCAUUUGCGCAUGCAUGAGCCAACCACAGCAGGUACUAGCAAUACUGCCACUACUGGCCCAAACCCCAUUCACAUUAAAACGCAGACUGACCCGAGCCUCCCCCAUUCGACCCAAGAAACUCCCUCCCAACCCACAUCCAAUUCUUGUCCUAGCCCAGACAAAAUAUUUCAUUGCCCCGAAUGUGGCAAAGGCUUUAAGAAAAAAGGGCACCUCCUGCAACAUGGCGUUAUACACUCCUCAGCCCGCCCCUAUGGCUGCUCCACCUGCUCUCGGGCUUUUAAUCGUAGAGAGUCACUGACACGCCAUGAGAAGAUACAUGAGGAAAAGCCGUUCCGAUGUCCCGCCUGUGGUCGUGCCUUCCGUGAGAGCACCUCUCUACUGAACCAUGCUGCCUCAGGCACCUGCGGCAAGCCAGGUAGGGGACCCAAACAACGGGGCAGCAAGACAGGAGCUGAUGGUGAGGACAGAGUCGGGGGAGGGGGUGGAGGAGGAGGUAAUGGAGGAGGGGGAACUUAUCAGAGCAAUAGAGGGGUUAUUUAUGGGAAAACUGAGGAAGAGGAUGGUGUAAUCAUUGUGGGGGAAGGAGAGCCAAAAUCAGGUUUAGGAUGUGAUGGUCUGUUUCAGUCUGGAAGGGGAGGGAAUUCAAAUGACAGGGACAGAACAGAUGGUAAAUACCCCACUGACUACUCUCGGAAUCGUUACACAGGCUACCACGAUGACCACCGUUCUCAAGGUAACCCGUCUCCGUGCUACUCUGGUGCCUCCCCCUGUGGAAGUGGGAUGGCGGGCCCCGCUCUGAGAAAGGCACCCCUGGCCCCGACACUGCAUCCACACUCUCAGAGCCACAACCAGCACCACCACCCGCAGCAACAGCCCCACCUGCCCCUCUCCUCUCUCCUGGAUGACUCAGAGGAUGAUGUCACUAGCUCUGUCAAUAAUGCAAUCUCUGCUAUAACGGCAGCUAGUAACAGUGGAAAUAGAGGGGAUGAUAGGGGGGACAUCAUAGGAGGUCUGCUAGGUGGUCUCGGUUUAGGACCUCUGGGCUCGCCUUCGUCCACGUCUGGCAUGGAUAAGAAUUUCAGAGGUGGUGGGAGUCAGGAGACAAUGAGCAACAACCCGCAGAAUCCUACUGCCAAACCAAAACGUCCCCGCAAACCAAGAGCUAAGAAAGACCCCGCGGCUGGUGACCAGCCCCCCAAACGUAGGCAAUACACCCCCAGAAUGGGGCCCAGCGGGCUCCCACGUACCCACCUCUGCAGUGUCUGCGGAAAAGGGUUCGCACGGCGCGAGACCCUGCGCAGGCACGACCGCAUCCACACGGGAGAGAAACCCCAUCACUGCACUGUGUGCGGAAAGUAUUUCAGAGAGGCUUUCCACCUCAGCAAGCAUCAAACAGUCCACUCGGGAGCGAAGAAUUACAAAUGCACCAUCUGCGGGAAGGAGUUCGGCUACUCGCAGAGCCUCAGGAGGCACAGCAAACUCCACCAGAAAGGGGAGCUGGAGGAGGUGCCCACCACGCCGGCCCCGGAGAACCUGAACAGCUUUAACCCAAAUCCUCAAUGUAGCGUGGCCCAAGACAGGAGCCAGAACCAAGCACCGAGCACCUCCUCCUACUACUCCUACACUCAAGACGUCAAGCCUCAAGACACCAACCCCCAGCAGCAGCAGCAGCCUCCGCCGCCGCCUCAACCGCAGCCCCCGCCGCCUCCUCGACUCUACACGUGCGCCAUAUGCUGGAAGUCCUUCCGCCACCACUUCCACCUGACUGCCCACCACCAGACGGUUCACGAAGGCGGUGGCGAGAAGCUCUUCUGCUGCGAGGUGUGCGGGAAGGCGUUUGCUUACUCCAACAGCCUAACCCGACACCGGCAGUCUCAGCAUGGGAUGACCCGAGCCGAGCCGUCCAACCCGCAGGAGGGGGGCGGCGGGUCGGGAGACAACCGAGGCGGGAGUGACGUGAAUCAGUCGGCGUCGGAGAGCGAGGCGGCCACCAAUGCCCUGCUGCAGAUGGCUCCCUCUGGCGAAGGCCACGGAGGGCAGAGCCUCAGUGUGGUCACUCACAGCCACCAACAGCCGCCGCCGCAACCACCGGCCGGUUACUCCCCCCUGUUUUACGACGCCGCGCCGGCCCAGUCUUCUGCCUCCAAUGCCCCAACCUACUCCCAGCCGCUACCUCCCAACUCCACCAUCAUGCCCCCGCAGCACCCGCACUCCCCAGCCGGGGUCAAAGGAGAGCACAUAUACCCGGCCGGAUCCCGUAGCCGCACGCUGCACACCACCGCCCCGUUCCAGCCCCUCACGGAGCUGCCCUCCACCGAACAUCAUCAUCUGCAUCACCAUCACCAUCACUCCCACCAUCAUCCCCAUCAUCAGUCAGGCACCCAGUCGCACCAACACCUCGACUGCGGCGUCCAGCUGUCACAUGACGACAUGAGGCGGCACAAGAAGAAAAAAAAAAAGUCCGACAGGAGAGAUUGGAGGGAAAAUAAGUGGGAAUCCCAAGAUGUAGUCAGAUUCGAUGGAGUCAAAAGGAAGAGAAAGAUAAGUUGUACGAUAAGAGGGCAGCUGAAUAAAAAACAAGGCUCUCUCCGCCUGACCAUCAGGCGAGGCGGGGGUUCAGGUGGUGGCGGCUAUAAGCUGGUCAACACCGGCGGCGUGAAGGUGCAGAUCCUGUCGUCCCUCAAAGUCCCCGUGAAACGCUUCGGCUGUCCCAUCUGCCCCAACUCGGUGUUCUCCCGUAAAGCGGGGCUGCUGGUCCACAUGGCGGUGAAACACCCGCAGAAAGCUUUGAGCACUCAGGAGCGGCUGAGGUGCAGCGUCUGCGGGAAGCAGUCUCACCGGCCUCUGACGGCCUUCAUCCACCGGGCCUCCCACCGGGCCAGAGGGACCUUCUCCUGCCGACGCUGCUCCGCUCGCUUCUGGAACGCCGCGCUCCUCCACCGGCACAAGGUGUCCUGCCGCCGCCGGGCGAAAGGACUGCAGCGGGGAGACGCCAAGAGGCUGAAGCUCUCGAAAAGAGCCGGAGAGAGGCAGGGCUGCGAGGGUCAGGAGGAGAUGCCGUUCCUGCAGGGACCAUACAGAUACUGAGCGUCUCAAACCAGAGGGAAGAUAUUCGGUUCUAAAACAGGAAAGUGAGCGAAAAUAAAGGGACUUGAAAAAGGCUCCUGCUGCCUUCAGGAGGAUUUGCCUCGUGUCUCUGUUGCAUCUGACUAUUAGAGUGAGUGUGUUAACAACUACUGUAGAGCGUCCUCUAAAAUAUCACCAGAAAUUCUUCCAGAUUAUAUUGGAAGGCGUUUUGACUGUUUCCAUAGGAUCAUUAAUUAACCCCUUAAGUGCAUUGACACUAUGCUUGGCUGACACUGUGCAGUUACUAGACAAGUUUAGGUGAAAUGACCUGCUAAUGUAUCUCUCUUCCCCAUAACUAGUCUCCCUGCUACACCUCUUGCUGUAUGAUAAACGUCUCUGCUGUGUAUUUUGUCUUGUUGUUGUUCACUUAGAGGCUCUGAGGAUUUUUUUAAACUGUAAAGUGCAUUUAUUAGGAGUAGGGACAUGGGGACAAAGACCUUUGUUGAUAGUUUGUCAGUGCAUGUUUGUUCUCUGGUCAAGUUUUUUGCUGAGGUUGUGAAAUCACUCCUACAGUAUGUGAUGGUUUAUUCAGUAUAUCCCCAGAAGUUUGUAGUGUAAACUUGAUUUGGAAGUUGCUCUAUAUUCCCUAGUGAUUUAAUCACGUAUAGAUAAAAUGUCAGAGUUGCUGGUAAUUAGCAUUACAAGGAUCCCUCUCCUGCCAAAAUGAAGAAACUUACAAGAAGCCUUGCUUAUGAUGUUCAUUUAUUUGAGAUAUUCCUAGCUUUUAUACCAAGAGAUUGAAAACAGGUUAAACAAGUGGACUGUAACACAUGUUUAUCUCAUGUUAUUUGUAUGCUCUUUUUAGCAGUGAUUAUUUCUACAGUACUUCACGGUGUGUUAAAGACAAGGACCUAUCAUGAUAGAAACAGAUGUAAUAUUCCAUGUAUUUAUGUGUGUAACCCAAUCAGUCUUCAUGCCAAUCUUAUACUCACCCUGACUACCUUUUACUUUUUUGCUGAGUUGCAAUCACGUUCUUACUGUCACGCCUCGUUUCGUUUUGUUUUUCUUCUAAAGGAAAAUAAGUUUUGAGUCACUUUGUUCACAUAUGAAAUGUUCAUACCCCUGUCAAGCCUUGUUUUGUUUUUGUUUUUCUUCUAAAGAAAAAUGAUAGUUUUAGUAGAUUUCUAUCACAUUAUUUACUGAGAAGUCAGUAGUUGAUUAUAUUUCAGCAAUGAAUAAACCUUAAGUGUAAUCAUU